AUGACACCAAGUGGAAAUAAAGUUCGCAACAAUAGCAUCUCCGCCUACGGAAAUGCUCGCUCGACAGUCAACGGAAACCGUCUUGAUGCGGAGGAUGUUCGCAAGAUGAACGCAUACUUUCAGGCUAGCUUGUACCUAUGCCUGGGCAUGCUCUAUCUCCGUGACAAUCCAUUACUCAAGGAGCCUCUCACACUGGAACAUCUCAAAGCUCGACUCCUGGGACACUGGGGAUCAGACGCCGGCCAAUCCUUUACGUGGACUCAUAUGAACCGCCUGAUUAAAAAGUAUGAGUUGAAUGUUCUUUUCAUAUCCGGUCCCGGGCACGGCGCUCCUGGAAUUUUAUCACAGUCGUACCUCGAGGGUGUGUACUCUGAGGUCUAUCCGGAUAAAAGUGAAGAUAUGGAAGGAAUGCGAAGAUUCUUCAAGCAGUUCUCAUUUCCGGGCGGUAUUGGCAGCCAUGCGACCCCUGAGACGCCCGGCAGUAUCCACGAGGGUGGUGAAUUGGGAUAUUCUAUCUCGCACGCUUUCGGGACAGUCUUCGAUCAUCCCAACCUCAUAACGUUGGUAAUGGUGGGAGACGGUGAGUCGGAAACGGGCCCCCUUGCGACCAGCUGGCACAGCACGAAAUUUCUUAACCCAUGCACCGAUGGAGCGGUCCUUCCCGUUCUCCACCUUAAUGGAUACAAGAUCAACAACCCGACAAUUCUUGCACGGAUCAGCCGUGACGAAUUGUCAUCAGUGUUCGUUGGUUAUGGAUGGAGACCAUAUUUCGUUGAAGGAAGUGAUUUGGACAGCAUGCACCAGGCCAUGGCCGCUACGCUUGAGCAAUGUGUCUUGGAUAUCAAGAGGUACCAGGAGGUAGCUCGGGAUUCUAUAGGGGCUUUUCGACCAAAGUGGCCAAUGGUAGUUCUCCGUACUCCCAAGGGGUGGACCGCACCAAGGAAGGUCGAUGGAAGGUUCCUGGAGGGUUUCUGGCGUGCCCACCAGAUCCCAAUUACCGAUGUCGCUACGAAUUCAUCCCACUUGAAGCUGCUGGAGAAAUGGAUGAAGGGUUACAAGCCGGAAGAGCUUUUUGACCAAGACGGAAAGCUCGUACCUGAAUUGAAGGCACUUGCCCCAGUGGGCAAAUCGCGGAUGAGUGCUAAUCCAAUUGGAAAUGGCGGUCUUCUUCGUAGACCACUGAAUUUGACAGACUUCCGAGAUUAUGCCCUGCACGGCAUUGACCCGGGUGUUUCAAUCAAAGGAAGCAUGGUGAACAUGUCGAAUUUUCUUCGUGAUACUGUCGCCAAGAAUAUGACUAGCUUUCGGGUCUUUGGUCCUGACGAAACCGAGUCCAAUAAUCUGUCUCGAAUAUAUGCCGCAGGUAAGAAAGUCUGGAUGGGGGAUUACUUUGAAGAAGAUAAAGAUGGAGGAAACAUGGCCACUGAAGGCCGGGUGAUGGAGAUGCUCAGUGAACACACUUGUGAAGGGUGGCUGGAGGGCUACAUUCUCUCUGGGAGGCACGGCCUACUAAACAGCUAUGAAGCUUUCAUCCAUGUCAUUGAUUCUAUGGUUAACCAGCACUGCAAGUGGAUAGAGAAAUGUCUUGAGGUAGAAUGGCGUGCAAAGGUCGCGUCUCUCAAUAUCCUCAUCACCGCCACCGUCUGGAGACAAGACCAUAAUGGCUUCACCCAUCAGGACCCCGGCUUCCUAGACGUUGUGGCCAAUAAAAGUCCGGAAGUGGUCAGGAUCUAUCUGCCGCCAGACGGGAACACACUUCUCUCCGUUAUGGACCAUUGCCUCCGCAGUGUGAAUUAUGUCAACGUGAUAGUGGCCGACAAGCAGGAUCACCUCCAAUUUCUCGGAAUGGAGGAGGCUAUUAAACACUGCACAAAGGGCCUUGGAAUCUGGGACUGGGCCAGUAACGACCAAGGCCAGGACCCCCAUCUAGUGAUCGCGUCUUGCGGUGAUGUCCCAACGUAUGAAGCGCUGGCUGCCACCGCUAUCCUACGUGAACAUAUGUCGUAUCUAAAAAUCCGCUUCGUUAAUGUAGUGGACCUCUUUCGGCUGAUUUCCAAAGCCAAUCAUCCGCACGGCAUGUCCGAUCAACAGUGGAAGGCCAUUUUUACUGAAGAAAAACCUAUUAUCUUCAACUUCCACUCGUAUCCCUGGCUCGUUCACCGUCUCACAUACAACCGUCCUGGGCAGAGCAACUUACAUGUCCGGGGCUAUAAAGAGAAAGGCAAUAUUGACACCCCUUUCGAAUUGGCUAUGCGCAACCAGACCGAUAGAUACAGCCUUGCCAUCGAUGCAAUCGACUUGAUCGAAUUCUCAGGGAAUAGAACAUCUCAUGUUCGAGAAAAGCUGAUCAAUAUUCAGCUUGCUGCGAAGAUGGAAGCUUGCAGCAACGGUAUCGAUCCAGAACAUAUUCGGAAUUGGACCUGGCCCUAUUCCAAAACUUAG
This is a messenger RNA of Penicillium cosmopolitanum, 2442 nucleotides long. Its product is annotated as phosphoketolase family protein. Gene Ontology annotation, biological process: carbohydrate metabolic process. Gene Ontology annotation, molecular function: aldehyde-lyase activity. The record is from RefSeq and is a predicted model, not a curated record. NCBI's taxonomy places the organism in Eukaryota, Fungi, Ascomycota, Eurotiomycetes, Eurotiales, Aspergillaceae. The transcript has a single exon. Bases 1 to 2442 code for a protein of 813 amino acids.